AUGGCGGUAACAACGGCUCGCACUUCGGCCACGGCACUGUCUCCCCCACGCGAUGACACGGCUCUAAAAAUCGACGAUGGCGAAUUCGACCCUGCCGUGCACCGCUUCCCCUAUUGCAUCGUGUGGUCUCCCAUACCCGUUCUCACAUGGUUCCUGCCCUUCAUCGGGCACAUGGGUCUCGCUGACAGUAAAGGGGUCAUCUUCGACUUUGCGGGGCCUUACACUAUUGGACGAGACGACUUCGCGUUUGGAUCUGCCACGCGCUACUUACAAUGCGCUGUAGCGCCCCAAGAUGCCGACAAGUGGGAUGAAGCAGUGACCGCGGGCUGCAAGAUCUACGAGAAGAGAAUGCACAACUUGUGCUGUGACAACUGCCACUCGCACGUGGCUGUGUGUCUGGAGCACGCCAACUACGCCGGCCGCAAGCGGUGGAACAUGGUGGAGCUCUGCUUCUGGAUGUUUUUCCGAGGCAAAUAUGUGAGCGUCGCCGGAUUUAUCAAGUCGUGGUUGCCGUUUGCAUUCGUCCUCGCGCUGAUUGCAAUUAUUCGAGUGACUGUGUGA
Phytophthora infestans T30-4 is the source of this 561-nucleotide messenger RNA. RefSeq lists its product as uncharacterized. Lineage: Eukaryota; Oomycota; Peronosporomycetes; Peronosporales; Peronosporaceae. The record is from RefSeq and is a predicted model, not a curated record. The transcript has 3 exons. The coding region runs from base 1 to 561 and encodes 186 amino acids.